Molecule: messenger RNA, 941 nt
Organism: Elaeis guineensis (African oil palm)
Lineage: Eukaryota; Viridiplantae; Streptophyta; Magnoliopsida; Arecales; Arecaceae
Product: 21 kDa protein
Biological process (GO): negative regulation of catalytic activity
Molecular function (GO): enzyme inhibitor activity
Source: RefSeq, a predicted model, not a curated record
CCGGACCACCGCCCAGCCCAAUCUCCAAAUCCCCCAAUCCGCUCCGAGAACCAAAAAUGGCCGCAAAAAAGCUCGCAUUUUUCCUCGUCUCCCUCGCCGCCGUGGCGGCGGCGCCGGCGUCCUGCGAAGAAGGGAACUCGACGGAGUUCAUCCGGAGGUGCUGCGAGGCCACGCGUUACCCGCGGCUCUGCUUCAACUCCAUGGCCGGCUACGCGAGCCUGGUGCAGGGGAGCCCGGUGCAGGUGGCCCAGCUGGCCACCAACCUGACCCUCGGCCGCAUCAGCGGCGUCGCCAGCCGGGUGGAGCUGCUCCGGCACGGGGCGUCUGGCCGGAAGGCGGCGGCGCUGUCGGACUGCGCGGAGGCGCUGGGGGACGCGGCGGACCAGGCGCAGCGGACGGCAGCGGAGCUGGCGGGGCUGGGGGCGGCGGUCGGGCCGGAGGUGGCGUGGCGGGUGUCGAACGCCCAGACGUGGAUGAGCGCCGCCCUGACGAACGAGGAGACCUGCACCGACGGCUUCGAGCGGGUGGGGCCCUGGCCCAUCAAGGCGGAGGUCUGCCGCAGGGUUCGCCGGGUCAAGCACUUCACCAGCAACGCCCUCGCCCUCGUCAACAACCUCGUCGCCACCCACUGAUCCCCUUCCGUUGAAUUAGAUCUGAAUGGAUCCUAGUUAAUUCGUUCAUCUAAGUUAAUAUGUUAUUCAGUUAGCCAGGGGUAACUUUAGGUCCGUUUAUAACUAGUUACGCAUUUUAAUAUAUUUAUGUAUAUAUGUGGUUUUUUUUGGUAGAAUAUUUAUGUAUUUAUAUAUGGUUAUAGUCUUAUAGGAGGAGGAUAAAAGAGUAGUUGUCCGUAGUGGUCUUUUAUGAUGGUUAAUUUAUAGUUGAAGUUGUGUGGGAAGUGAAAAGUAGUUGGUUUCUCGUUUGAGAUGCAAAUAUAUAUUCUC